UCUGGAGUCGGCAUGGCGACGGCGGGGCCUUGCUGAGCUCAGCCCCGGUCACAAAGCAGCGCAGGAGGAGGAGGAGGAGGAGGCGGGCCUCUUCCGGAAAGGCUCUCCUCGCUCCCUCCGCGGCGGAGCUGCCCUCGUGAGUCCCGGCCAGGGACCAUGUCGGACCUGAUCCUGAACGUGGAGACGGCGCUGCCCCCGCACUGCGCCAGGAAGAGCGCCGCCGCCGCCGAGGGCAACAAGAAGCACCAGCGCUUCGUCCGGCGGCGGCACUUCCUGGAGCGGAAGGGCUUCCUGCGGCAGAAGCAGCUGCCGCCCCUGGAGCCCCUGGCCCCCUCCUGGCCCAAGAGGGAGGCCUCCCCGGGGAUGACGGGGACGGCGGCGGCAGAGAAGGACGGGAAGCAGGCCAGGAAGGCGGCAGCGGUGGGCUGGGAGGGUCCUUCUUCCUCCUCCUCCGGGGCCCAGGCCAAGGGCCGCCCCCCGAGGGCCCUGCUGCGGAGCGUCUGCGAAGAGAGGGCCCUGCUCCUGGCGCCCGCCAAGCCCAGCAAGAUGGUGGCCCUGGACUGCGAGAUGGUGGGCACGGGGCCCGGCGGGCGCAACAGCGACCUGGCGCGCUGCAGCGUGGUCUCCUACCAGGGGGACGUGGUCUACGACAAGUACAUCCGGCCCCUCAGCCCCAUCACCAACUACCGCACGCGAUGGAGCGGCAUCCGCAGGCACCACAUGGCCAACGCCGUGCCCUUCAAGGCGGCACAGAAGGAGAUCCUAAAGCUCCUGUCCGGGAAGAUCGUCAUUGGCCACGCCAUCCACAACGACUUCAAGGCCCUCAAGUACUUCCACCCCAAAUCCCUCACCAGGGACACCUCCAGGAUCCCUCUGCUCAACCGCAAAGCCGGCUUCCCGGAGAACGAGUCAGCCUCCUUGAAGCGCCUCACCAAGCAGCUUCUCCACAGAGACAUCCAGGUAGGUCAGAACGGCCAUUCCUCUGUUGAAGACGCUCGGGCCACCAUGGAGCUGUACAAGGUGAUUGAAGUGGAGUGGGAGAGGCACCUGGCCAGCUGCCCGCCUCAGGACUGACCCUUCCGAAGGCCCUGGGAGACUUUGGCCAAGGAGCUCCAGGGUGGACGGGUGCCCCAGAGCCCCUGCAAACAAGAUGGAAGGCCUGGCACAGCCCAGAGGGGACAUGUGGCGGGCGGGGGGCAAGUAGGGGCCUAUUACAUCGUUCCCACUUGAGGCCCGUGUUGGCGUGGUUCUCUGGGUGCUGCCCAGCCUGUUCCUCUGAGCACAGAGACUCCUUUACCUUUGGGGAAGAAAACCCCAAGUUUCUUAACGGUGCUAUUGACUCCCCAGUCCCUGGCCUGGGAUUGGGUCCUUUUUCUCAGAGAGAGUGCGUUCCAUGGGGUCGGGUGGGCUGUUAAAUCAAGCCAGGCUGUGCCUGCCGAUCUUCACCCAUGGCACUUUCCUGAGGCACAUGGUGACCACGUUCCUUCCCACCCACCCCAUGAUGCGAUCCAGCACAGCUGGGGGUCUUGCUGCUAGGGCUGAUGGGGAGCCUAUUGCCUUUUGCUCCAGGACUGUGAGGGGUGAGUGCUGGGACAUGGCUGAGAGCAGCUCCCUCUCAUGCCUUGAUACAGUGCCAAUCUGGGCUUGGACCCCUGCUCUGGCCUCCCGGGGGCCCUUGAGGACAGUCGGAUCAAACAGCCUUCCUCCAUCCUCAGCUUCCUUUCUCUGUCCCUGCCAGGAGCACCAAAGCUGGGUGGGAACUGGGUAAAGCACUUUGGAGGUGGGAGUCCAAUGCAGGGAAUGGUGAGUGCAAUUAGGUGUGUUGUGGGCAGCAUAGGCCUGCUGUAUUGGGAAGGUCCACAUUUGGGCGCAGAAGGCCAAUUUGUAGAGGCAUGGAGAGUUUGUUGGUUGGCUUAUCCCAGGGGCUGAGGUGAGCAUGGCCCAGAGGCAUCCUGACAGCUCCAAGGUUCACAGGAACUGGAGGGGGCCUCAUAGGCAGGGGGCAUUCUGCACUCCUCUUGUGGGAGCCAAGAAGGCAGGUGGCACCAUGAAACCCCCUCCAGCUGAAUGACUAAUUUCCUUCUGAUGUAAGUACCCCACAAUCAUCAUUGCCUUAUCAGAUCCUCAGCAAAGGUACCCAAGAUGUUCCCAGUGACAGAGGGGUCCCAAGAGAGGCUCAGCAGGUACAUAGCCCCCACCCCACACACCCCAGUCUGCCCAGCUCCUCUCCUCCUCGGAGGGCAACCAUGGUGCAGCUGCGGGACCAGGAGAGAGUAGUAAGUGUCUGAGACCCUUAGCAGAAAGGAUAGGAGCACAUUAAGUGAAUCUUCUGGAACAAUGAGUGGCCCCCCCACCAAAAAAAAUCUACAGUGUCUUAUUCUCUUUCUCAUAAGAGAAAUGUUUUCCCCACAGGAUCAUACUAAGGGAUCUUGGGGCUGAGCUUUCAUAGACAUUACCAGCUUCUUUCUUUCAGUUAGUUUGAAAGUGGCUCCAAGAUCCUUUGCAUAUGGUUUUCCAGACAAUUACAGCUAUGUUUUUGAAUUCUGUGCUAGAGAAACCACCAAUGUAUUUCUGAGACACAAACUAUCUAUGUCCAAUUUCUUUUAAAAAACAUACCAAAACAGCGUGUUGGGCGUUGAGGUUUCUCCCAGUUGCUCCCUUUGUGUGUUAUACACACACAUGAACGAAUGGUGUCUCUCCUGUAGUACUCUUUCUCUCUGAGUAAGUCGGAAGGGGUGGCUUGGGAUUGGACCCCUCCCCAUCUUUCUCUGAAGCCUCAGAGUUGGGGGCUGCUUUUGGCCGAUAAGAUGGAGGGUUUCUUUUGCUAAUGAGAAAGUUUCCCCUGAUGACGGAUAUAUGACCAGGUUGGGGCAAAAGGGAAUUGCUCCCACUUAAGAAUUCAGCAGCCCCCCUAAGUUUCCAGGAGAGCAGAGGGUGCCAUUUUGGGCCUGGUUCCCACAGGAGCUGAGUGUGCCUUCCCUUGGCAUAGAAGCUCUGCCAGCCCUUUUCUCUUUGCAGGCUUCAACUGCCUUCCUGGAUGUACCACUGAGGUUUCAAGUUGUGGCCAGGGAUUUGGGGACUGAAGGUAAAUUCCAUGGGAGGGAGCAGAGGCUUGCUUGGGAAGCAAUGCAUCCAUCAUCCCACCCCCUGGCGGCCUCUCUGCCCCAGCUGCCAUCCAGUGUCCUGUUCUCCAACCAAAAGCGCUCUGGUGGUUCCUAGUGGGGUUGUUGUCCAUCUCAGACAAAGACUGUUUGCCUUUUCUUUUGGGGGGAAAAUAAAUUUUACCUUUUGGCUGCC
Sceloporus undulatus (fence lizard) is the source of this 3297-nucleotide messenger RNA. RefSeq names its product interferon stimulated exonuclease gene 20 like 2 (gene ISG20L2). Gene Ontology annotation, molecular function: 3'-5'-RNA exonuclease activity; nucleic acid binding. The coding region runs from base 157 to 1074 and encodes 305 amino acids. Gene Ontology annotation, cellular component: nucleus. NCBI's taxonomy places the organism in Eukaryota, Metazoa, Chordata, Lepidosauria, Squamata, Phrynosomatidae. The transcript has 3 exons. The record is from RefSeq and is a predicted model, not a curated record.